CGUGAAUCCUUGCAGCUCCUAUCUUAGUCCUAUCUUAGCGGGAUCUACGGCAAGCCUUACCUGCCCCCACUACAAAAUGCGUGCAAGUUAUGUGGACCUCCAAAAAUCAUACUAAACAUUUUUUUCGUCCAACUUCAAUUGAGUCUGUUCUGGCCAAGAACGUACUCAUAUGCCCAGGUAGAUUUGAGUAGUAACCAAAGGUAAGAAUAUUCCUAAUAAAUUGGAAAUUUUAUUCAGAAAAACCACGGCUGGGACUCCAUGAUUGAAUCCUACGCGAUGUAUCUAUGGAAUCUCGUUCGUCGUACUAACACUUCUAAAGUCCCACGAACCCGUCCAUCUACUUUAUAGCACCCUCAACCUAAUCGCCACAAUGGCGAAAAGUUCCCGCUCGAGCACGCGCAAGUCGAACAACCAGCGUCUGAAGUCCAAGGUCUUCGGUCCCGUCGAAGCAGCAAGAGCCGAGCGCCUCUCCGCCAAGCUCCUCGAGCUGGCCGCGCAACCCAAACCUCCGAAGCCUGAAGGCGACGAUGUUAAGAUCGUGGAUGCCAGAGAGGAAGAGGCGAGAGUAGACGAAGACGCCGCGGUGGUCAAUACCAAUGAUAACGUCAUGGAUAUCGACAGUGUCAAGCCUACAUCAGCUAAGCGAAGCGACAAGAAGCGCAUCGAGAAACGAAGAACUAGGAGCAAGAUUGUCUUCCCUAAGUACGGCGAUAAGAAGAAGACGAAGAAGCGCUAGCCGUGAAAACCAGAGGGUCUGGAAAUUGCAUCGAUUGGCGUUUGGUUGUUUUUGGUGAUAGACAUUCUAUACUUAGUCUCGCAAUGAUACCCUUCAUGGAGAAUGUCAUGUGCCGUCAUGAAUCUGAUCGCCUGCUGUCACAGUUGUUGUAACCGUAGUCGGAGUUGGAACCGUAGGAGUUGCUGUAGCAGGUACAACUGGAAUCGCUGGAGAUGCGGUGGAAACCGGAGCAAUAGCUGGAGCAGGGUUGGAAGAUUUUCCUGAGAACUCGCCCAGUACUGGAGCUUGUAUUGGAGUUGGAGUUGGGACCUGGACUGG
Molecule: messenger RNA, 1054 nt
Organism: Annulohypoxylon truncatum
Lineage: Eukaryota; Fungi; Ascomycota; Sordariomycetes; Xylariales; Hypoxylaceae
Exons: 2
Coding region: 371-736 (121 amino acids)
Cellular component (GO): preribosome, large subunit precursor
Source: RefSeq, a predicted model, not a curated record